AUGGACGUUAGGAGAUGAUACACUGUCGAUAAUCAAACACUAAUGCAAAAAAUUAUUUAUUAGGUACAAGUAUUUCGAAUUUGAUACAACACUUGUCAAAGGCUUUUUACACCAUCACGAUGAACAAAACACGCACCAUUUUCAAUAUUUUGUAUUUGAUAUAAUAUUUAUGCUAUACCCAUUCUCUAAUUUUGAGCAGUGAAUACUUUUUUCUUCUCUUUAUUUUGGAUGUCCUUCUCGUUUUCUUUCAUUUUCUUUUUCCAAUUGGGGUCGCGGUCAAAAAGCUUCUUGGCCAACACGCACAUGGCUAUGGAUGGGCUAUGUCUAUAUAAGCACGACACCUCACAAUCGCCCUUGCCCAACAUUAUCAAGCCAUCAUAUCUCUCUCUCACCCACACACAGACACAGACCCACAUACAGACAAAUAGAUACACACACAAAGAAGAAAAUAUGGAGGUUUCAAUACAAUCAAUUGCACUAGCGACGGUUCUGGCCGUCCUGACCACAUGGACAUGGAGGGUGGUGAACUGGGUGUGGCUGAGGCCGAAGAGGCUCGAGAGGCUCCUGAGACAGCAAGGCCUCUCCGGCAAACCCUACACCUUCCUGUUCGGAGACCUCAAGGAGAACUCACGGUUGCUCAAGGAAGCCAAGUCCAAGCCCAUCGCCGUCUCCGACGACAUCAGUCCUCGUGUCUUGCCUUUCUGGCAUCAAUCCUUCCAAACCUAUGGCAAUGACGUGUUCAAGUGGAUAGGAACAACACCGAGAGUGAGCAUAACGAACCCCGAACAAUUAAAGGAGAUCUUCUCCAAGAUAAACGACUAUCCCAGGCCAGCCUCCAAUCCCCUGGUGAAGUUGCUAGCCGAUGGACUCGCGAGCCACGAGGGCGAGAAAUGGGCACGGCACAGAAAGAUCAUCAAUCCAGCAUUCCACAUGGAGAAGUUGAAGCUUAUGUUGCCUGCAUUUUAUUCAAGUUGCACUGAAAUGGUUGGUAGAUGGGAAAAAUUGGUAUCAGUAAAGAGAUCCUGUGAGAUCGACGCGUGGAUCGACCUUCGAAAUUUGACCCGUGACGUGAUCUCUCGAACAGCAUUUGGCAGUAACUUUGAAGAAGGCAAAAAGAUCUUCGAACUUCAGGAGGAACAAGCCCGGCUCGCACUUAUAGCCCUUCAAUCGGUUUACAUCCCCGGCUGGAGGUUUGUGCCAACUAAAAUGAAUAGGAGGAUGAAGAACAUAGAUAAGGAAGUGCAGGCUCUACUCAUGAACAUCAUUCGCAGACGAGAGAAAGCAAUGAGGGCAGGGGUAGGUGCUAGCAAUGAUCUACUGGGGCUGUUGCUGGAGUCAAACAUGAAAGAGAAUGUCGGGAUGAGCAUUCACGACGUGAUCGAGGAGUGCAAGCUUUUCUACUUCGCCGGACAAGAGACCACUUCGGUCUUGCUGGUUUGGACCAUGGUCUUGCUGAGUGUGCACUCGGAUUGGCAAGCACGAGCUAGGGAGGAAGUCCUCCAAAUAUUUGGAAGCAGAAAACCUGACCUUGACGGGUUAAGCCACCUCAAGAUUGUCACAAUGAUCUUGAAUGAGGUCCUGAGGCUAUACCCACCGGUGAUGGAGCUGGCACGGAGGGUUGAGAAGGAAACAAAACUCGGGAAGCUGACCAUACCCCGGGGAGUCCAGCUCGCAGUGCCGACUCUCCUCAUCCACCAUGAUAAAGAACUGUGGGGCAAGGAUGCUGAUGAGUUCAAGCCAGAGAGGUUCGUUGAGGGAGUCUCCAAGGCCACCAAGAACCAAGUCUCCUUUCUCCCAUUCGGAUGGGGCCCUCGUAUAUGUGUCGGCCAGAAUUUCGCUAUGAUAGAGGCAAAGAUGGCGCUCGCCAUGAUACUUCAGAAAUUCACAUUUGAGCUCUCUCCAUCUUAUGCGCAUGCUCCUUUCAAUGUCAUCACCCUCCAGCCACAGUAUGGUGCUCAGGUCAUCUUGCGCAAGGCAAAUUAAAAGUUACAGAUCAGGGUGACGAGUUGUGUAGACAAAAAAGUGCAUAGAAAUAAUGAAAUUAUACACCAUUUUCCAAGUUUAUGCAUUGUUGUUUCUUCACUUUUGAGAACAGAAAUUUAGUUUUUGUAAACGUAAUCAAAUGGCCUCUUAACUAA
Molecule: messenger RNA, 2138 nt
Organism: Syzygium oleosum
Lineage: Eukaryota; Viridiplantae; Streptophyta; Magnoliopsida; Myrtales; Myrtaceae
Product: cytochrome P450 72A15-like
Exons: 5
Coding region: 229-1983 (584 amino acids)
Molecular function (GO): monooxygenase activity; oxidoreductase activity, acting on paired donors, with incorporation or reduction of molecular oxygen; heme binding
Source: RefSeq, a predicted model, not a curated record